This is a messenger RNA of Macrosteles quadrilineatus (aster leafhopper), 1107 nucleotides long. RefSeq lists its product as uncharacterized. The record is from RefSeq and is a predicted model, not a curated record. The coding region runs from base 14 to 970 and encodes 318 amino acids. NCBI's taxonomy places the organism in Eukaryota, Metazoa, Arthropoda, Insecta, Hemiptera, Cicadellidae. The transcript has 2 exons.
CAAAAACAACCCAAUGAGGGUGCUCAACAGCCCGUAUAUACACCGGGUGUGUCCAGCGGGUAUGAGGUAUAUUGUUCUACUCAAGUCUCUGAAGGCCUCGGACAUAGAUGUGUGGCGAACUGUCAUGACAUGGGCACGGAGCAAAGUUCAGAAGCAAAAAUUUGUUCUGGCCCAUUCAUAUCAACCAGAAAAAUAUAUUCAUCCCAAACUCUUAGUCCCUUGUGGGAAGUUCAUGAGGUUGUGUUCAUUGAACAUGAUUGAUCUUGUAGAGGAAGUGCUUGCAAAUCACCCAGAUAGAGAACAGAACAUUGAAGCAAUCAUCAAAUACCACUACAUGAAUGCCAAGCCUUCAAAAAGCUUGUAUAUUUGUACAGAGAGCAAAAAUGCUCACCAUUUGAAGCAUGAAAAGUUCCUAGUGAAAGUUGUGCCUAUUUGUGACGCCUGGGUUGAUGCGGUCUAUUUGUUGAGUUCUACUAUUACCGUAACCAAUCAAUUGAGUAGUCCUAUUGAGCUGUUCUCCAUUGUAUGCAGUGGUAAACAGAAACUCGCUCUUGAUUUCAAGGAGGCACAAGAGCUCUUGUCUUCCUCAAACCCUGUCUUACAGUCUAAUCACAAUGAUAUCAGUUACAACGCCAGUUGUUCUGUAAAAGUAAAUUGGACUGGAAAGGAGGAAUCCCCAGUGUAUGAGGUUAAGUUAGAUACUGAUGUUGCCUAUGGUCAUGACUUUCAAAUUACGUUGAGUUCAAAGGAUAAAAGCCUACGUUUACAACCUUGUGAAAGCUACACUAUUGUGACAAACUUCUCAAAGCCACACCCUCUGUGGUACAAUCUUGACAGAGACCAAAUCACCCCAGGUCAGAGUAAUGACCUUGAAAUGUGUUGUGGUUUGGUCGACAAGGAAAGGAUGUAUUUUGGUAGUCAUAUUAAAUAUAUUCUUUAUAGAAAAUGUAUUGAAGACAAACAAUGUUGAUUAUUGCAAAAGGGAGAUAUCUUCGACAACAGUAUUUAAACAAACUUUUUGGGAGUUUUUAGUUAUGAAUUUAUUUUUUUACAAUGGUCUUGAGUUGUAUAAAUAAAGAAAUAUGAAUAAAAAUUGCAUUUAUAUAA